This is a messenger RNA of Penicillium riverlandense, 2526 nucleotides long. RefSeq names its product tRNA methyltransferase RSM22. Bases 1 to 2526 code for a protein of 841 amino acids. Gene Ontology annotation, biological process: translation. Gene Ontology annotation, molecular function: methyltransferase activity; structural constituent of ribosome. The transcript has a single exon. NCBI's taxonomy places the organism in Eukaryota, Fungi, Ascomycota, Eurotiomycetes, Eurotiales, Aspergillaceae. Gene Ontology annotation, cellular component: mitochondrial small ribosomal subunit. The record is from RefSeq and is a predicted model, not a curated record.
AUGUUGUCUCGAUCUUCCGCUUCGGCCAGUCGGCAAUGCUCGCGGGAUCUGCUACGCACCGUCCCUGGCGCUUCAGUACGACCGCGAGCCGGGACACAUCUGAUCGCGCAGAGACAGAAGCACCACGCCGCGACACAAUCCCCUCUAACCGCGUCUCAAUACACGCCACGGACAACGAAUACCCCCCAAAAUGGCACGGCGCAGUGGUACACCGCACAGAGACUCUCAUCGACCGCCGCACCCUCCGAGACGCCACCCGACAACAAUGACAAGCUCUCUGCCCUGGUCGACCGGAUCAGUGAAAAUGAGGCCAGAAUGAUGGGGCUGUUGGAAGAGCUGGAGAAUAUGGAGAUUAUAGAGAAUAUGGAAGAUAUGGAAGACGUCGACGACCUAGAUCUCGUGCAGCUGCUGCUCGGAAACCGUGACGAACACACUGCCGAGGCAUGGGUGCAGAAGGUCCGGCAGCAGUUCGGCGAAAACGUUCCUCUCGGGGCUCUGGACGAGUCCGAUCUUCAGCUCUACACCAGUCUUUACGGCGAACCAAUCAUCAUCGGGGAGGAAAUCUCCGACGUGGACUUUGAGGGCGAGGAAGACGAGAGGCUGUUCCUCGAAGACGAGCACGGGGGAUGGGAGGAGGUGGAGGUUGAGCAAGACGCAUACACGCAGAAUGAAGAGGAAGCGCCCCUCGUCUACGAUAUGGAGACUGGGCCGGUGGAGGAGGAAACGAUUGCCAUGCGGCGAACACGCGAAGUGGCUGAGCAGCUGGGCGGCGAGAUCAUGCUGGAGCAGUUCGAGAACGAAGCCAAUCCCGACUCGGCACCGCGCUUUCAUCCUCUGACCCUGCAGGGCAAAUUCUCAACAGACCCCAGCACUGUUUAUUUGCCGAAAAGUACACUGACAGACCCCAUCUCCUCAAUCUUGGCUGAGUUCUCCAACAAGCAUGUCGCCGACACUGCGCGACGCCUGUUUGGCGGUCCGGGGCUGCCUCAUUCGACCACGACUGCGCCGCCUCGCGCCCAACUCCCACAGCUUCCUAUUCCUCUCCAUGCGUCGCAGCAUCACAUGGGUGACAUGGAGGCUAACGCGUACCUCGCGGCCUUGUAUCCGGGCAUCUACGCAUCGGUUCUGAGUAUCCUGGUGGAGAUUCGCAAGCGCUUGGGCACAGAUUGGAUCCGCAGUCUCAUGUCACAAGAAGGCGGACCGAACGUGCUCGAUGCCAGUGGCGGCGGUGCCGGUAUCCUGGCCUGGAGAGAUGUCCUUCGUGCAGAAUAUGAGCUGAUGGUGCCUGACCACCCGGAGGGUGCGCCCAUCCCGCUGGGCCGAUCUACCGUAUUGACCGGGUCCGAGGCCCUUCGUCUGCGUGCCAGUGCUAUGCUAGAAGACACGAGCUUCCUCCCCCGUCUACCGGACUACGUCCACGUGCGCGAGAAACCAACCCUAGACGAUGAGCGCCCUGCUCCUAAACGCAAGCAGUACGAUAUCAUCAUCGCACCGCAUUCCCUCCUCGGUUUCACGGAGGACUACGAGCGCAAGGAACACGUUGAGAACCUAUGGGCCCUCCUCAACCCCAACGGCGGGGUCCUGGUUCUCCUCGAGAAAGGCCGCCAAAAGGGCUUCGAGGCCAUCGCGGGAGCCCGCGAGAUGCUUCUGAAGCGGCACAUCGCCAGCCCCGGCUCAACAGAAUAUACCAAUUUCACCGAGUCCCCGGACUCCGCCGAAACCGUGGACAAGGAGCCCGGGAUGAUCAUCGCCCCCUGCACGAACCAUUCCACUUGUCCGAUGCACAACCCCGCCGGCCCAAGCAAAGGCCGCCGAGACUACUGCCACUUUGAGCAGCGAUUCAUCCGCCCGCCCUUCCUGCAGCGCAUCAUGGGCGCCAAGGACCGGAACCACGAGGACGUCAAAUUCAGCUACCUGGCCGUGCAGCGCGGGGCCGAUCUGCGCCAGACACAGAACAUCAUCCAGGACGCCGCUAUCACCGACACCGCAUUCGAGGGCUACGAGAACCUCGACGAAGAAGCAGACCUUCCUUCUUCUGCUGUUGAGCCGCUCUCCCUCCCGCGCGCCGUUUACCCACCCCUCAAACGCCGCGGGCACGUCAUCUUCGACUUCUGCACGCCAGCCGGCAAAAUCGAGCGCUGGACCGUGCCUCGCUCGUUCAGCCGGCAGGCCUAUCGCGAUGCGCGCAAGGCAAGAUGGGGAGAUCUGUGGGCGUUGGGCGCGAAGACGCGCAUCCCGCGCAAGUUGAAUCUGGGCGAUAAGCAUGGCGAGGGGAAGAAGGAGCGUUUGGCGAGGAGGGCGAUGAGUAAGGCGCGUCAGGCCGCGGAGGAGGGCGAGGGCGAGUUUGAUGAUGAGGCCCUGGAUGAAGGCGAACUGGAAGGUCUUGAGGAUGAGGAUGGGGCUGAUGAUGGGAUCCCGCAGAUUGCGGUUAGGAAGAAGGGGCAGAAUAUCCCCAGUUGGAAGAAGUAUAAUGAUAAGAAGAAGGUUAGGCAGGCUAUGAGGAGGCAGUCGGCGGACGGUUUGUGA